Molecule: messenger RNA, 732 nt
Organism: Botrytis byssoidea
Lineage: Eukaryota; Fungi; Ascomycota; Leotiomycetes; Helotiales; Sclerotiniaceae
Exons: 2
Coding region: 1-732 (243 amino acids)
Biological process (GO): U4 snRNA 3'-end processing; CUT catabolic process; exonucleolytic trimming to generate mature 3'-end of 5.8S rRNA from tricistronic rRNA transcript (SSU-rRNA, 5.8S rRNA, LSU-rRNA)
Cellular component (GO): cytoplasmic exosome (RNase complex); nuclear exosome (RNase complex)
Molecular function (GO): RNA binding
Source: RefSeq, a predicted model, not a curated record
AUGUCGACAGAAACAUUCGUCCUUCCCGGCGAUCAUAUUGCUUCAGAAUUAUUACCUUCUCACCCAAGUCUACCAUUGAAGCUCGGCCCUGGGUUAAGACAUAUUCCUCCAAAUACAAUUACUUCAACUGUAGCAGGUCAGCUACGAACAGAUUCAAGGAAAAAUGCAGUGUGGGUUGAAUUUAAUGCUGGUCGAUACAUUCCAACAGUAGGGGAUCUGGUAAUUGCUUCCAUUAAGAAAUCAGCAGGAGACGUCUUUUAUGCAAAUCUUAGCGACUUUACAUCGGAUGCCAGUUUACCAGUUCUCUCCUUCGAAGGAGCUACGAAGAAAACCAGACCGCAGCUUGAAAAGGGCGCGCUAGUAUAUGCACGAGUUACUCUUGCAAACAAACAUAUGGAUCCUGAAUUGGAGUGUGUAUCAGCAUCGACGGGUAAAUCGGAAGGUUUGGGACCAUUGGAGGGAGGGAUGCUUUUCGAUAUAUCUCUCGGAAUGGCAAGACGAAUGAUGAUGGCUCGCCCAGCUGAACAAGGUGGUUUGACGAUACUUGAGGAAUUGGGAGAGGCUGGUGUUUCGUUUGAGAUUGCCGUGGGAAGGAAUGGAAAAGUUUGGGUGGAUAGCAAGACAGUAAAGACUACAUUGGCGAUAGGAAAGGCCUUGAAAGAAACGGACGAAAAAGGUCUGUCACCGGAAGAUCAAAAGAAACUAGCUAAAAAGCUGGGACGCGAGGCUUGA